Messenger RNA from Leptidea sinapis, 1882 nucleotides. RefSeq names its product SET and MYND domain-containing protein 4-like. The record is from RefSeq and is a predicted model, not a curated record. The coding region runs from base 339 to 1871 and encodes 510 amino acids. NCBI's taxonomy places the organism in Eukaryota, Metazoa, Arthropoda, Insecta, Lepidoptera, Pieridae. The transcript is spliced from 10 exons. Gene Ontology annotation, molecular function: protein binding.
GAAUGAGUAAUGGAAGCCAGGUUGAUGAAUGUGCCAAAAAUUGGUUUAUGCUUCUUGAUCUUCUUAUAACAAGAGAAGAAAAGAAUAUUGUUAGAACGAAUGAAAUAGAAACUUUAAAUUACUUUUAUAAAAAUGAAAUGGUCAAUGAAUUUGAGAUUGGUUUAGAUUCUCAAUUACGUCCAUAUAAUAUAAUUCUCCUGCUCAUGUGUAUGUUAGUGAACUCCUCCUAACGGCUGGACAGAUUUUUCAAAUUUAAGACGUGUGUACAAGACAACGUCUGUUGGGUCCACUAGUAUUGUUAUAUUUUCAGGGAAAUACUAGUCACAUGGUUAAAAGAAAUGAAAUCUUCCUACGCUAAGAGGAUGAAUGAUAGUGAUACAGCAUUAAAAUGUAAUAACAUUGCAUUGUUUUGGCGGAAAAGGGGUAACGAAAAGUAUGCAAAAAAUUUAAUAGAAGAAAGUUAUGACUGCUACUGCAAAAGUGUUGUUUUUGCUCAACAAAAUGAUACUGAAUAUGCUACAGCACUUGCAAAUAGAUCGGCUUCUCUGAUGAGAUUAAAAAGAUUUCAGGAGUGCCUUGCUGAUAUAGAACUGUCACUGAAAAAUGGAUAUAAAGUAGAGUUACAACCCAAGUUACUGUUGCGCCGUGUUGAGUGUUAUAUUGAACUGAAACAACAACAUAAGGCCAAAGAUUCAUUAGUUAUUGCAUCAAAACAUGCUCGAUUAGUGAUGUCUGAAGAACAGUGGGCUACUUUUGAAAGAAGAAUGAAAGUACUGGAAAGCAAAUUGCAGAGUAUAGAGCAUUCAACAGUAAAAACUGAAACUGAAUUGCCCAGGUGUUAUGGUGGAGAUAAUGAAGACUUCGUUAAUGCUUCGAAUGCUGUUGAAUUGAGGCAUAAUGACAAAGUAGGAAGACAUGUCAUCGCAAAACACAACAUAAGAGAAGGAGCCGUAUUAUUUUCAGAGCAGCCAUAUGCAUGGGUGGCAUUACCUUCCAAUGAGUAUGUCUGUGAAAUGUGUUGUGAAACCAACAUUAACCCUUUGCCGUGCAGUCAUUGCUCGCGCAGUGUGUAUUGCAGCGAAGUUUGUAGAUCAGAUGGGUACAAUAUGUUCCAUAAGUGGGAAUGUGUUGGAGGCCAAUGUGGUAUUUUCGCAACAAUCGGAAUAGGGCAUUUAGCUUUAAGAGUACUGUUAAUAAGUGCAUAUAAUGGGUUUCCUGCUAUAUCUGAUGAGCUGCCGAAGGUACUUACAGCCGCCGAUUUGUUUAAGAGAUACUCAGAAGUAGAUGACAUGGCGAUAUAUAAGAGAGAUCAUCUCGAUUUUUAUAGAAUGUUCAAUUUAGUCACAAAUUUUGACAAAAUGAGCAACAACGAUUAUAUGCAUUAUGCGUUGACAGCGACAAUGUUAACUCUGUACCUGGAAAAGUUCACGGUAUUCUUCGACGAGGUGCCGAGUAAACUCCCGUGUGUUUUGAGCUCGACUCAGUUGCAUUUGUUUUCUGCGGCAAUUGUAUUACGCAGUAUGGGUCAACUAAUAUGCAAUGCACACUCUAACGUUGUCUCAGAAACAAUCAAGGAUCAUUCAGGUCAAACGCUAAGAGAAGAAGAGGUACAUCGUAGCACGGCCAUAUACCCAUCAGCUGCAAUGAUGAACCAUUCCUGUGACCCAAAUAUACAGAACACGUACUACAAGAACCGGUUAGUUGUGAGGAGUUCACGUGAUAUUCCAGCCGGUGCCGAGGUUUACAACUGUUACGGCCCUCACUUUGCGAGACAGCCUACGAACACACGCCGCGCUGAGUUGCAGGCGCAAUAUUUGUUCACGUGCAACUGUUCUGCUUGCAUCUGUGACGAGACAACGACAAUAAAUUGAUUUUAUACAAA